UGUGGCUUCAGAGACUGGCGGAAGCAGCCGUCGGACCUAACAGGAUGGGGGUGAAACUGGAGGUUUUUCGGAUGAUGUUGUACCUCACCUUCCCGGUGGCCAUGUUCUGGGUGUCCAACCAGGCUGAAUAUUUUGAGGAAUAUGUCAUCCGGCGCAAGCAGGAAAUCUUCCCUCCGGAGCGAGAAGACCAGCGGCGAGAGCUGGAAGAGUUCAAGGAGCGAAUGCGGAAGCAGCGUGAGGAGAGACUCCUCCGGACUGCCCAGCGGUGACCUGGGCUGUAUCUGAAAAUCGGUGUACCCCGUCUCUCCCCCAAAGCCUGGCUGCUGCACAGCAGGGCUACAGGUUUGGGGCUCCUGCCGUCUCCAUCUUCUGCUGAGGCACUCUGGAGGCCACAUGUCCCCUGCUCAGUCCCUGGCUCCCCUACCGACCUGCAGACGUUUAUGGCCUCGAGAUCUCCCCUGCCCUGGACUGACUGGUCAGAUGCAUUACCCAAACAUAUCAACCCCGUGCAGUUUCCCCACUUUGGUCCCCCUUUCAGGGCUCUACCUAGGAGCCAUUCAGGGAUCAGUGUCUGAGUCCAAAGAGAGGAGAGAGAAAACCUUGUAUUUUUCUAUCCCGAUUCUUUAAGCCAAUGACAAUAACAACUCAGUCUGACCUCUGCUCA
Molecule: messenger RNA, 664 nt
Organism: Vombatus ursinus (common wombat)
Lineage: Eukaryota; Metazoa; Chordata; Mammalia; Diprotodontia; Vombatidae
Gene: PET100
Product: PET100 homolog
Exons: 4
Coding region: 45-269 (74 amino acids)
Biological process (GO): mitochondrial respiratory chain complex IV assembly
Cellular component (GO): mitochondrial inner membrane; mitochondrion
Source: RefSeq, a predicted model, not a curated record